Messenger RNA from Rhipicephalus microplus (southern cattle tick), 785 nucleotides. RefSeq names its product MFS-type transporter SLC18B1-like. Gene Ontology annotation, biological process: transmembrane transport. The record is from RefSeq and is a predicted model, not a curated record. Gene Ontology annotation, molecular function: transmembrane transporter activity. NCBI's taxonomy places the organism in Eukaryota, Metazoa, Arthropoda, Arachnida, Ixodida, Ixodidae.
AAGCCAAGUCAGCAGCCGACAUAGACGGACAGUUCAGAAUUUUGUAUUCAAAGAAUUGUAGGACGUUCCCAAAGGGCGAAUCACACAUUCUUGUAAGUUCACCUAAUGAUGCCGUCGACCACAGAUGUGAUAGACAAUGACGUGAAAACGCAAAGACUUCAGGAAAAAAUAACUCUAAAGAGUAGCGGACUCCGCAGGCAGUCGGCGCUUUCUGUAAAGGAUUCCUGGCACUGGCUACGCAGCAACCUGUGGGUACUGCCUCUGAUUCACACUCACAUAUGGCUGUCCGCCGGGCAGUCUUUGCUGCAACCGUUCUUUCCACCCUUGGCUUCAACUAAAGCGAUUCCAGCUUGGAAAUGUGGUUUAACGUUUUCGUCAUUUAAGGCUUUUAUAGCAAUUGGUUCCCUCUCUUCACAAAGCCUGAUAGAAUGGACAUCCCCCAAGUUUGCGUAUCUAUUAGGCUUGACAGGAUUCUUCUUGGCCUGCGUAUGCUUUGCUCUUCUUUACUGGUGCCCCGAUGCCGCAUCUCUGCUUGGUGGAUCGAUAGCAGCAGCAUGUCUAGGUGGAUUUACAGAAGGAGUGUAUAUAGUCACGCUUUAUGCAAUGUGCACUGACACCUUUCUUCAUAACAAAGGAGUAAUAAUCGCAACAAUGGACGGCAUGUAUGGAAUGGGGUGCAUGCUAGGUUCAGUGGUUGGUGGCACCCUUAUCGACGUAAGUACAAAUGUUCAUCUUGUCCACUCUUAUCAAUAGUGCAGUUUCAGUAGUUCAAAAGACAUAUAUCA